Suillus paluster is the source of this 1143-nucleotide messenger RNA. Its product is annotated as vacuolar protein sorting-associated protein 26-domain-containing protein. Bases 166 to 1056 code for a protein of 296 amino acids. The record is from RefSeq and is a predicted model, not a curated record. Gene Ontology annotation, biological process: intracellular protein transport; retrograde transport, endosome to Golgi. The transcript is spliced from 8 exons. Gene Ontology annotation, cellular component: retromer complex; endosome. NCBI's taxonomy places the organism in Eukaryota, Fungi, Basidiomycota, Agaricomycetes, Boletales, Suillaceae.
UGUCACCGUGCUUAACAGCUUGAGCGACCUCCAAAUUCAUCUUCACCUUCAGCACCUGACUAACGCCAACUUUCGGUAAUCUAUACUUUAGGGAUUGGCCUUUCCUGUGAUCCAAGGCUUGGCAGUAAAUAUUAGUGACUUUCUCCUCCCCGAACUUCCCAGUCAAUGGCAUACUUUUUCGCAUCCCCUGUCGAUGUCGACAUCAAACUGGAAGGAGAAGAGCUGCGUAAGCAAGUGGACAUAAAAACUGACAAGGACCGCACAUCUUCAUGUCCAGUUUACUAUGAUGGUGACUCAGUAGCAGGGCAGGUGACCAUUCGCGUUCGCGAUGGAAAGCGAAUGACUCAUGAGGGCAUCAAGGUCGAGUUCGUUGGCAGCAUCGAGCUGUUUUACGAUCGGGGGCACCAUCAUGAAUUCUUAUCGUUAUCUCAAGAACUAGCUUCGCCUGGGGACCUACGUCAAGCUCAGACCUUCGACUUCCUCUUCAAGAAUGUCGAGAAGCAAUUCGAGAGUUACCAGGGCAUCAAUGUCAAGCUACGAUACUUGAUACGAGUAUCUGUUGCCAGACGAAUGGCGGACGUUGCGAAGGAGAGAGACAUCUGGGUACAUUCAUACCGCAUGCCUCCAGACAGUAACAACUCCAUCAAGAUGGAGGUCGGCAUUGAGGAUUGUUUGCACAUUGAAUUUGAAUACAACAAGUCCAAGUAUCACCUGAAGGACGUGAUUGUUGGCAAGAUAUAUUUUCUACUUGUUCGUAUUAAAAUCAAGCACAUGGAGCUUUCUAUAAUACGACGCGAAACAACUGGCUCCCCACCGAAUCAGUACAACGAAAGCGAAACGAUCACAAAGUUUGAAAUCAUGGAUGGCGCUCCUGUUAGAGGAGAAACCAUCCCUAUUCGACUGUUCCUCGGUGGCUUCGAUCUCACACCCACGUUCCGUGAAGUGAACAAGAAGUUCAGCACGCGUUACUACCUGAAUCUCGUGCUCAUUGAUGAAGAGAAUCGCCGGUACUUCAAGCAACAGGAAAUAACGAUAUUUAGGAUACCAGAGAACUAGGUAGUAGUGUGCUGCAUGAUUCUUGUACUCAUAGUAUCAUCUAAUGGUGCUGGCUUCUGCUUUACCCAUAACAAUCCUUUCGAUUAU